CUGAUGUGAAGUUAGCUGCAGUCGCCAAAAAUUAAUUGUCCAAGUCCAGAACAUCAUAUUAAAACUAGUGAACGUGUCUGAUUAUAUUAAUUGUACGACUUGUGAUUAAAAUAAAUUGGUUUUAAUUGUGCCAAAUCAAAAUUUAAAGUGUUUAAGGUGCGUGACAGCUCCUUUAGUGACUCACUUCACGUCUUAUCAACUGUCAAAUGACUAACCUCUUCAUGUGAUUUUAUCGAAAAUUUUUAUAAAUAAUGGAAAUCCGAGGCUUGUGCGUGAGUUAGCAGACGUUACUUAACUUGAUAUUGGUCCCCAAAUAGUUAUUUUAUCAUGUGAAUGCAAAAUUAAUACUUGGGACUUUUGAAUGGAAAUCGUGUUGUGCCCCAAUGAAGAAUAAGAAUUUCAUCAGGUUUCUGUUCGGAAUAAUCAUUGUUAGUUUAUUUUUGAUUAUAUUUCGACAACAUAAGCCGGAAACGAUUCAGAAUAUUGUUUCCACCACCCACCAACAAAUCCGCAAUUUUAAGGACACGUUCCGAGAUGCUGAUGCGAAAACUCUUGCCGCUGACGACAAAUACCUGACUUUGUUAGGGUUCACAGAUAGCCCUAGAUUGUAUCCAAAUGACAUCUGGAGGAAUACUUCACUGCCUGUCAUUGUCACGUAUGUUAUGGAAGGACAGGAAAGUCAAGUUGUAGGACUUAUUAAUAACGUAGGAAGGGUUCUGCCAAACAAUACAAUUCUAGUUUAUAACCUUGGUUUAGGUAAUUAUGGCCUAAAAACGCUCUUAAAUUAUUGCAACAACAGUAGAUGCCAGGCCUUGACCCUAAGUCUGUCCGCUUUUCCCUCCCACGUAGACGAGGAGAGCAUACGAGCCUACAGACCCCUUGUAAUCCAGGACGCUCUUCAGCGCACCGGCGCCGUGUUGUUCCUGGAGUGCGGGUAUCGUUUUUCCCGCCAUUUAACCCACGACGUCAUAAUGGAUCUAUUUGAGAAGCGCGCCAAGUCUCAAGGCAUCGUCACGUGGCCAAUGUCGUUGAAAAACCCAGUUUCGAGUCUGACGCACAAGAAGAUGUUCCAAUACUUUCACACCGACGCCGAGAAUUUUCUUUUCCUGCAAAUGGUGAACGCGGACGUCCUCUUGAUCGUUAACACGGAAUCGGUGCACAACGAAAUCAUGCUGCCUUGGGUCAAGUGCGCGUUGACUCAAGACUGCAUCGUUCCGAUUGGGGCGCAGUCGGCAGGAUGUCGUUUCGAUAAAAAGCCCCAAUAUCGAUACUCCGGGUGCCAUAGCUACGAUACGUCAGCACUCAAUAUAGUUUUAGGUCUGAAAUUUAACAUGGACGGUAGUCAGUACAUGUAUGACGAGUCGGAAAAACUUUUCGAGACGGUUGAACUGAGCAAAGCCGAGGCUCUCUUGAGAGAAUUCGAACAAAAUAUUACUACUGAAGGACGAUUCAUGUCUUUCGACACGUAAAAUAUUAUAUCGGACCAAAUUCAGUGUGAUAAUAAUGUAAAGCGUACAGUUAUUCCGUUUUCAAACCAAAUAUGCCAAGCAUUUGAUUUCGUUUUUUAAACAGCGAAGUUGGCUCUGAACUUUGUGAUUUAGUUGGUAUUUGCUGUACAAAGUAACGCAUUUUCCUUGUCGUUACAUAGGGGCGAUCAGCUCUUUGCAGGUCACGCGGUUCGAUGUCGAACCACAUUGUAAUUUCUUUGACUGUACAUAGUUAUUUAUUAUUUCUGUUGUAAUUGAAGUGCUUAUUUAAAUAAUAAAAAUACACUAAACACGAAA
Tribolium madens (black flour beetle) is the source of this 1784-nucleotide messenger RNA. RefSeq lists its product as uncharacterized. The coding region runs from base 384 to 1469 and encodes 361 amino acids. Lineage: Eukaryota; Metazoa; Arthropoda; Insecta; Coleoptera; Tenebrionidae. The record is from RefSeq and is a predicted model, not a curated record. The transcript is spliced from 4 exons.